GAGCUACCUCAGCUGGGUCGUUUCACCCUUCGUGACGAAGGCCGCACUAUUGCUAUCGGAAAGUGGAAUUCCACGAUCAUCAAAAGCAUGAGCCAACGCGCAAGAGUGGUCUCAGUCUAUAAGCAGUUAUAUCAUUUGGGCAAAGAGUAUCCCAAAGGAGCUGAUUGGUUCCACACCAGAUUGAAGGCGGCAUUUCUCAAGAACAAA
This is a messenger RNA of Cooperia oncophora, 207 nucleotides long. The record is from the annotation of a GenBank genome assembly. NCBI's taxonomy places the organism in Eukaryota, Metazoa, Nematoda, Chromadorea, Rhabditida, Trichostrongylidae.